AUGGAUAUGGCAUCCCCCUCUCCAUUCAGUGUCUUAGCACAAACCAAUGCAACACCCAGUGGCAUAAAUAUAACCUGUAAUGAUUCCAACAUAAAUGAUGUACUUAUCUUUGCAAUCUUCACUAUGCCUGUUUGUGUGUUGGGAAUGUUAGGCAACGGCCUUGUUAUCUGGCUGCUGGGCUGCUCCAUUAAGAGGAAUACUUUUGCCAUUUAUAUUAUCAACCUCUCUGUUGCAGACUUUGGUUUCCUCGCCACUGAGCUGAUUAUCGAAAUCUACUGGCUUUUUACACACUUGUAUUGUGACUUUCCCUAUGAACUCUUCCAAACGGUCCUACUGUUAAUGUACAGUACGGGCCAAUUUCUCCUGACAGUCAUCAGCAUCGACAGGUGUAUUUCGGUCCUUUUCCCAAUUUGGUAUCGAUGCCACCGGCCGGUGCAUCUGUUCACUAUUGUGUGUGCUGUCAUCUGGGCCACGUGCUUCGUCCUCUCUUCAAUUCACUUCACAAUUAUAGCUGUUGAUGGAUUUGGAGAGAAUUAUACUUUCAUGUAUCAGUUCAUUGUUAAUGCUGUGCUUUGUCUCCCACUUAUGACAAUCUCCAGUGUUGUCUUGUUUAUCAAAAUCUGCUUCAUAUCCAAAAGCCAAAGGCGGAGAAAGCUUUUGACAGCUAUUUUGCUUACACUUUUCUUCUUUUUAGUCUUGGCUUUUCCACUAACUGCCUUUUAUGUCAUCCUGUACUUUUUUGAAGAUAUAGAUCCCAACUUUGUACAUUUUGGCUACUUGUGUACCUGCAUCAACAGCGGCAUUAACCCCUUGAUCUAUUACUUGGUGGGGAGACAGAAGGGAAAAACCCGGAAAGGCAUCAAAGAGUUGUUUCAGAAGGUUUUCAAGGAGGAGGAACUCUCUACUGAUAAACUGGAAACUUCGGACGGUUCCAAGAUCUGA
Molecule: messenger RNA, 942 nt
Organism: Protobothrops mucrosquamatus (brown spotted pit viper)
Lineage: Eukaryota; Metazoa; Chordata; Lepidosauria; Squamata; Viperidae
Product: mas-related G-protein coupled receptor member H-like
Exons: 1
Coding region: 1-942 (313 amino acids)
Biological process (GO): G protein-coupled receptor signaling pathway
Cellular component (GO): membrane
Molecular function (GO): G protein-coupled receptor activity
Source: RefSeq, a predicted model, not a curated record